CAAAGAUGUAUCAAUCAUGAAAGUUAUGGAAAAUCGAUUUAAUAAGAAAGAACUGUAGAAAUGAUGCAAUAUAAAAUAAUUCUUAGUAUCUAAUGUUAAGUAUCUGUGAAUCUUCAUCAAUUAUAUAAAUUAUAAAAAGUAGAUGAUAUCGCCUUAGCAGUGAUGUGAUAAAUGAUGGCAAACCUUGUAGGAGUGGGGGAACAAAAUGGCUUCCUGCAAGGCUGAUUGUUUUGUAUUGUGUGUCGAAGAUUGACAAAAUUUAUUCUUGUUACUGAAUAAUGAUUAUUUGUUUAAUUAUUCUGUGUUGUUGAUCUUCAUUGUGCUCUACAGAGUCAUUGGAGCGUCUGGUGUUACAAAGCUGGAGUUUACUGCGGUUGAUUUAUGGUGUCAUCAUUGAGUUGGGAUAUAGACUGUCAUUGUUUUGUUUUUGUUAAUAAUGCUUGACUUAUCGCCAUCGAGAGUGAUCAAUUAAUGAAAUAGGCCCAUCUAUUCUAAAUGGGAUUUGAUAACUUGAUUUUAUUGGAUGAAGAACUUGACUUGGUGACCUGUACAGUAUAGAUUUGUGUGAUUAUUUUGAACUAGAUGGUAUCUGAUGAACAUGUCUUUCAAUCAACUGAACGGUUCGGGGGUGAACCACUCCUACCUGGAAGACAGCGGUGUAUUCCUGGGCACCAAACAAAACCAGCCAGUGAAUCAGACACUGAAACCGCCGCGCAUUCUGUACAAGACAGUGAGUAGUUCGACGCCCAUCUACCACCUGCCGCGCUGCAUAGUAGGCAUCGAACACAGUAACGGCAUAUUUCCCAGCCCUCUCUACAAUCGCAUGAGGGACCAGAACUAUCUCUAUCAGUGCUACGAGAUUCUUCAUAAAAUCGGUGAGGGCUCUUUUGGCACUGUCUACAAAGUGCGCAGUAAAGAAGAUAAUAGUUUGUAUGCGGUGAAGAUCUUCAAAGAGCCUUUUAGAAACAAGACUCAUCGGAAACAAGUGUUGGAAGAGGUGAUGCGACAUCAGCAGCUAUCCAAGCAUCCCAACAUUGUCAGCAUGUAUCAAGCGUGGGAAGACGAAGGCUAUCUGUUCAUUUUACUAGAACUCUGUGAGACUAGUCUGGAGAUUUAUUCUCAAGAAAACCACAACGUGAGUGAGUCGAUGGUGUGGGAUAUUUUGUUGGAUAUGCUACAUGCUGUGAAACAUAUCCAUGACAUGAAUCUCUUACAUCUGGAUAUCAAGUUGGGCAAUAUUUUGUUGGGGAGAGACGGUUUGUUCAAGUUGAGUGAUUUUGGAUUGAUAGUGGAUCUGUCUCAGGUUAGAGAUCCGAAAGAGGUGGUGGAGGGCGAUUCCAAGUAUCUAGCACCUGAAGUGAUGCAGGGCACAUUCUCGAAGGCGGCCGACAUGUUCAGCCUGGGUAUCAGUGUGCUGGAGAUCGCUUGCGACGUGGUGCUUCCCGGCUGCGGUGAGGAGUGGCACCACUUGCGGCAGGACAAGAUACCCCAGGUGCAGACGGCGCGCCUCUCCAACGAGUUGGUGCAGGUCAUCACCGCCAUGAUGAGCCAGGACUUCCGGCUGCGACCGACCGCCGACGACAUCCUACGAACUCCCUUCGUCCAAAAGAAGAUGAAACUUCGCAAAGUGAUGAAGUUCUUGAGGUGCUUGAGGUAUUUGGGAAACAGUUUAGUAUUCUAUCCAGUGAGUAAGCUGAUGAGGCUAUGGACGAGGCUUCGUACUGUUCUGUUUGGAAAUCGUCAUGUAAUCAAAUCUAGCACGCCUACCAGAUCUCCGAUGAAUGUGAAGAUGCCAGGAAUCGGGCAUUCGACUCCGAUUGUUGGAGCCAGCGAGAACAACCUGCUCGACUUCAGUGCCAACAGAUCUCUGCUCGGCCAGAGUCACAGCAACCUCAGGGCCAGGCAUCAGCAGAACAUUGUCAGUCAGAAAACAAUAUUCGCCAGGAGAAGGCUGUGUUACAACUCUUCCGAUUCUGAGUAAAAAGUUUGUUUCUCAAAUUAUCCCCAAAUUUGGCUAUUUCAUCUGAAAUUAUUACGAUAAUUAAUGACAUCCAAUUAAGGUUUUUAAAUUUAAAUUAUGAUUUUAACCAGAAUUAUAACAAAAUAAUUUUCAAAAAUAAUCAUAUUUAAUAAGUAGGCUACUCUAGUACUUUUCAAAAUUAUAUUCAUAUAAUUUGAUGAUUUCAACUAAAAAUUGUAAAUUUCUAUCGAGAAAUACUAAGUUUGUAGUGCCAAAACCUAAUCCCCAUCCAAGGGUAGCCUACGGUUAGUCUGUAUCAAUGUUUCAAUAUGAGACUUAUAUUUCCGCUUAAUACUCGUUGGAAAUCGCAGUACUAUACUUUCGUUUAAACAAAAUUCCGCUCUCAUAGUCCCAUGUGAAUUUUUACUGUAAAUGAAUUGAAUAUACUAAUAGAAAUAAUAUAAUUAUAUUUUUCAGAUACUGAUAUUUUUACAUCGCAGUUUGUUGUAUUAUCGACCGUACAUGUUAUUGUAUUUCAUUAAUUAGAGAUUUAUUGCAAUUUCAACAUAGUAGGUACUGAAAAUUUUGAAAUGAAAAAUCUAGUGGAUUGAUAAAAUCUACAAUUUUGAUACUAGUCGACAAAUUUCUUCAAUCUUGAUGUUUGACUUUGAAAAUGGUAUGACACCGGGAGUUUAUUUGUCAUUCGUGUACAUUAAUGUUUUAUGUACGAGGAGUAUCUCAAAAGUAAGUUACAUUUUUUUUAAUAACUCUGUACAUGACAGGAAAAGGCUGAAGUUUUCAGUAAACUUCCUUCCAGGUUUUUGUGGCAUCUCAAGGAUUGCUUGUAACUUACGAAUGAAUCAUGGCAUCUGCAUGAAAAUUUACAGCCCUGUCACUAAACCUGCAAGAAAUAUUCCUCACAAUUUGAUAUUUUUCCUGCCAUUUACGGAGUUUAUAAAAAAUAGUGUAACUUACUAUUAAGAUACUCCACUUAUAUGUAACCUAUCACUUUUUCCUUAUAAAUAAUUGAAAUCAUAGUUGAAAUCCUCAAAUUUAUAAGAAUAUUGAUUAGAGUUGCCUUCAAUAGUUACGGUAUUUACAUUUGUGCAUAUUUAAGAGAACGGAUAUAAUAAGGAUCAUCUUUUUAUUUGAUUAUUAAUAAGAAUAUUUCAUAGUUUCUGUAAGUAUAAUAUAAGUUGAAGAAGUUGGUCAUACUGAAUCUAAAACUGCUAAUAUUGACUUGUGAGUUACCAGCAUAAUUUUUAACUCUUCUAUUAUUGAGAAAAAUCUUCUCAUGUAUUCAACUGAAAAAGUCUGGAAAUUUGUGAUUAGCAGUGAUAGUUAUGUUUAAAGGUCGUUUGUGAUAUCCAUAGUGAAGUUCCUUGUAGAAGCGGCAAAUUUGUAUUCAAUAACCUGAAUAAUUCCUGAUAGAAUUAAUUAUCCAAAUGUUAACCCGAAUUGGGCAUUCGUAUUCCAGUGGCUUGAACGGAAUACGUACUUUGUCAACGCAACUAAUGUUAAAUGGCCUAUCUUCUAGAUCUAAUAAUAAUAAUUAUGAUUUGAGUAUUUGUAAUUGUGACCGUAUAGAAAUUUUAGGAAGAAAUUAGAGAUUAGAACAACUCUUUAGUAGAUGUGGAUAUAACAUUUUCCCAAAUUACUAAGCAUUAUUAUUUGAAAAAUUUCCUCAGGGAAUAUGGACAGAUAUUCAGUGGAUUAGACUGAAAAUACUGAUCACAGUCAAUCGGUUGACUUUGUUUACUUUGAUAUGACCGUAGCGCAUAUUUAUGUGUUCUUUAGUUUAAAAAUGUAACCUUUUUUCUCAGGUAGUUACAGUUAAUGAGUAAAUUACGAUUCCUUAGUUUAGAGAUAUUGUUUAAUACCUAGCAAUUAAUAUUUUUAUGCUAAAUUAUCAUUUUUCAUAAUUUCUUUCUACUUUUAGAAAUUUUGGAGUUGAAACCUCUCUUCCCAUUACCCAAACUUUGGCUUUUGAAUAUUUAAUUUAUUUGUUUAAUACAAUUCGUAAUGAAGUUUAUUAUUAAAAAAUAAACAUUAAAGAUCCAAAAUCUAAAUUCGUCUAAGCUAAGAUCAAUCUUAACAAUAAUAAUUUAAACGAUUAUUGGUAAAAGUGGUAGAAUUUUGAUUUUUUCAUUUUAUAGUUUGAUUAUUGAGAACAUUGAAGAUAACAGUUCAUAACUUCUUGUUGUUCAAGGAUUCGAUUGCUGGGGGCCUAUUGCAUGAUAAAACACUAACUAAUAAUUAAGUAGUCAGCUGGUUAUUAGAAUAGGAAAUAUUACCAUAGAGAAACAAUAGCGUAAGUAGAUAACCCAUGGUAUAGGGCGUUUAUGUCUCAACUUUUACUGUUAUCUCAAGCCGAUUUCUGUUGAUUAUUGUGGAAUUCUACUGUUUUUUUGGGGAGAGAGUGUAUGAACGGCACAAUAUUAUUAUUUAUUAUUAUAAUUUUUACAAUAAAGCACUGAAUGGGAAAGAAAAACUAAGGAUACUCCUUGUACUAUUUCUCUCCCAAAUUAGAUAAUAUUAUUUUAAAAGUCCGAAAUGAGGAGGUAUAUGAGAGACUACCAUUGUCACACAGCUUCACGGGAAAGAAUUACAUGAACUAUCGGCUUGAGAUAACAGUAAAAGUUGCGACAUAAAUGCCCUAUACCAUGGGAUAUCUACUUAUGCGAUUGUAUAUUCUCAUGCAACAGGGCUGAGGGCCUGGAGCUUAGAUUAUUUCCAGUUUUUCAGUUGAUCGUCCACAUGCAAGCCAGAGUUGAUUACAACAUUAGUAGAUUAGCUCACUUGUCUUCUUUUUCAGUUCAAACAGUUGAAACUAAUAAUUUUAAUUUGCAAUAAUGUUCAGUGCAAUCACCAUUUUUAGAUUUUUAUGCAAAAAAUAUAAUGGAAAUCGACUUAAUUGCCCAUUUGAAUAAAUUAAUAUUAUUCAAAUUUUAAUAAUUAUGAAUAAAACUUUACUAUUUUCAAUUUUUCCGUUAAUAUUUUUGAGUGAGUUGCUGUCUUAGCACGUCUGCUUUUGAGGCCAGCUUUGCUUACAGACAGAAAUGAGCAGCCUGGUCGUUAGUAAGCCAUCUAAAAUUAUAUUCAUCCCUUAGCAUCAUCCUCGACGAAUAAUUAAGUCAUUUUCAGCAUAUAUGUUCUUGAGUUACAAAUAUGACGAACUCCCUAUUUUCUUGAUAAUAUUAAUUAUGAUUUUGGUUAAUUUGAAAUUAUAGUAAAACUCCAAUCAUCCGAAUUAAUUGGGACAAGAUUCCAUUCGGUUAAAUAAUCUGAUAAUUGGAAUUUUCACAAUAAAAUGAGUGAUUUAAUUUAAAAAUAAAUUUGAGAAAUUUAACCUCAUUUGGACUAUUGUUAUCAAAAUAAGGAGAGACACAGUUUUCGGUUUAUCCUGUUGAUUCUCUCCCAAUCAUUAAUUUGAUGUUGUAAUUGUGGAAAUAAAUAAAUAACUUUGAUUAAAAUUCAGAAAAAUAUAUUAUAAUAUUUUACUCUAAUUAUAACCGGUUACUGUAUAAAUUGAACUUUGCUGAAAGAGUGUUACCGUAAUGCUUUUUGAAUAUAACUGAAAUUCGCCUCAUUUUGUUCUUGAAGUGAUUCAGAUAAUUUGAGCUCUACUAUUUAUUAUGUCAUGCCAUUAGAAUUAUUAUAAAAUUUAUAUUUCACUCAUGUAUUUGGCAUAUUUUUACUUAUAUGUCACAAGUAAAUUUAUUACAAUUCAAGAAACUAUUUUAGUACUCAAAUGCUCAUUUUGUCAAUAUGCUUUAUCAUUGUUCCAGUAAAUUUAAUUGUAAUUUUAAGUUUCCUAUUCAAUUUGUUCGCAUCGUAAUAUUAUUUUGUCAUCUCAAUCAUUCCUGUAUCAUAUUUGAACCUCUUUAUUUCAAGAAUGAUUUUUAUUUUCAUUACAACUUAUUCAGUUGAAUGUAUUUAAAAUACUGUCAGCAUGUAACAGUUUAAAGUUUUGUACAAACUGUAAUUUCAUUCAAUAUUAUUAUUGAAUAUUGUGAAAUUCUUAUGUUACCGUCCAACUUCGCUUACUUUUGUACACUACUUUCACGAAUAUUUGUUCAU
Molecule: messenger RNA, 6040 nt
Organism: Nilaparvata lugens (brown planthopper)
Lineage: Eukaryota; Metazoa; Arthropoda; Insecta; Hemiptera; Delphacidae
Product: membrane-associated tyrosine- and threonine-specific cdc2-inhibitory kinase
Exons: 2
Coding region: 593-1981 (462 amino acids)
Biological process (GO): protein phosphorylation
Molecular function (GO): ATP binding; protein kinase activity
Source: RefSeq, a predicted model, not a curated record